AUGUAUUUUUUUAUUAUUUCAAACAAAGAAGGCAAUAAACAAUGGGUUGAAUCUGAAGAAAAUAGGCCACAAAUUGCUAGAACUGCUAAAAAUAGUAAAAAACAGAUAUUUUGUAUAUUCUUUGCUGCAGAUGGUAUAGUAACUAGUAAAGUGAUUCCUGAAGAUACUAAUGUUAAUAAUAGGUUCUAUUCUAAUACUGUAUUAUCCAAAGUGUUUAAUAAUUUUAUGAAAAAAAAAAAUAGACAUACUGUAAAAGAUGUUUUGUUAUAUUAUGAUAAUGCUAGAUCACACAAGGCAGAUAUUGUUACUAAUUAUUUGAAAAAAAAAUGUAUUAAAUUAAUGCCUCAUCUACCUUAUAGUCCAGACCUAACACCAUGUGACUUUUAUUUGUUUCCAAAAAUUAAAAAUGAAUUAGCUGGUCGACAUUUUGAACAGGUUGAAAAUCUUGCAAAAGCGAUAAAAACAAUUACAGAUAACAUCUGUAUGGAUGAAUAUAACAGAUGUUUUAAAAAUUUGCAAACCUGGCUUAAAACUUGUAUAGAAUUUAAUGAAGAGUUUUUUGAGAGAAUGUAUUAA
Messenger RNA from Racocetra persica, 576 nucleotides. Lineage: Eukaryota; Fungi; Glomeromycota; Glomeromycetes; Diversisporales; Gigasporaceae. The record is from the annotation of a GenBank genome assembly.